AUGCACACUGUCUUUCGUAUUGGCGAAAUUAUACAAAUUGAUAAAAACAAUCCACUUUAUCUAGUGGAACUUAAACUGACAUCGGAUGAUGAUGAACAACUUCGUACACUCACCAAACAUAUACAAGAACAAGCAGGUGGGACAGGAUGGGAGCGAAUAGGUAGCUUGCUCCUCAAAAUAAACCAAUUAGAUAAAGCUGAAGAACUCUACGAAUUAUUGCUCGAACAGACAUCCGACGAGAGUAAAAAAGCACUUUAUUAUACUCAACUUGGAUAUGUCAAGGAUGAUCAAGGUGAUUAUAAGAAGGCUAUAUGGUAUUAUAAAAGAGGACUUGAAAUUCGUCAAAAAAUUCUUCCUGCAAAUCAUCCUGCAUUGGCUAUUUCCUACAACAACAUCGGUUUGGUGUAUAACAAUAUGGGAGAGUAUUUAAAAGCACUUUCGUUUUACGAAAAAACAUGUGAAAUCUUCGAGAAAACUCUUCCUGCAAAUGAUCCUGAUUUGGCGACUUCCUACAGCAACAUCGCUAGGGUGUAUGACAACAUGAGUGAGUAUUCAAAAGCACUUUCAUCUUACACAAAAGCACUUAAAAUUUGUGAAACAACUCUCCCUGCAAAUCAUCCUGAUUUGGCGACUCUCUACAACAACGUCGGUGGGAUGCAUCAAAACAUGGGAGAGUAUUCGAAAGCACUUUCGUUUUUCGAAAAAGCACUUGAAAUCCGCCAAAAAACUCUUACUGCAAAUCAUCCUUCAUUGGCUAUUUCCUACAACAACAUCGGUAUAGCGUAUAAAAGCAUGGGAAAGUAUCCGGAAGCACUUUCGCUCUACGAAAAAGCACGCGAAAUUUGUCAAAAAGCUCUUCCUGAAAAUCAUCCUUCAUUGGCUAUUUCCUACCACAACAUCGGUGAGACGUAUGACGACAUGGGAGAGUAUUUGAAAGCACUUUCAUCUUACAAAAAAGCACUUGAAAUUCGUGAACAAGCUCUUCCUGCAAAUCAUCCUGGUUUGGCUGCUUCCUACUACAAAAUCGGUCUAGUGUAUAUAGAGAUGAGAGACUAUUCGAAAGCACUUUCGUUUCUUGAAAAACACCUUGAAAUCUGCCAAAAAACUCUUCCUGCAAAUCAUUCUGAUUUGGCUGCUUUCUACAACAACAUCGGUCUAGUAUAUAAAAACAUGGGAGAGUAUUCGAAAGCACUUUUAUUUUACGAAAAAAACCUUGAAAUUUCCCAAAAAAAUCUUCCUGCAAAUCAUCCUGAUUUGGCCACUUCUUACAACAACAUCGCAUGGGUGUAUAGAAAUAUGGGCAAUUACUUGAAAGCGCUUACAUUGUAUAAACUUGCACUUGACAUUUGGCAACAUACAUUACCUGCAAAUCAUUUUAUUAUGAAAAAUGUGCGAGAGAGUAUAGAAUUUGUAAGAAAGAAAGUGUAAAGUAUUUUUCGAUCAAUAAAUCAGAAAAUUUUUCGCUUACUUAAUUUAUUUCUAUUUUGUAAUUAUUCUCGCGCGCGCGUACAGAGAAACU
Molecule: messenger RNA, 1519 nt
Organism: Rotaria sordida
Lineage: Eukaryota; Metazoa; Rotifera; Eurotatoria; Philodinida; Philodinidae
Source: the annotation of a GenBank genome assembly